UUUUCGAGAUCUAGGAGAGGACCUUCAUCCACUUCAUCACAGCUUCUUCCCACUUCGGUGUUGAAAAUGCUUUACCUGAUUGGUCUGGGCCUGGGAGAUGCUGAGGAUAUCACUGUAAAAGGACUGGAAAUUGUAAAGAAAUGUAAUCGAGUGUACCUGGACAAUUACACCUCAAUCUUGUCUGUAGAAAAGGAAAGGCUGGAGCAGUUUUAUGGAAGACCAUUGAUUGUUGCUGACAGACAGACAGUGGAACAAGAAGCAGAACAGAUUAUAAAAGAUGCUGAUGUCAGUGAUAUUGCCUUUCUUGUUGUUGGAGAUCCCUUUGGGGCCACAACACACAGUGAUCUUAUUCUGAGAGCAGUAAAGAUGGGGGUCCCAUACCGAAUUAUUCAUAAUGCUUCCAUCUUGAGUGCUGUUGGCUGCUGUGGGUUGCAGUUGUAUAAUUUUGGAGAAGUAGCAUCCAUUGUUUUCUGGACAAAGACUUGGAAACCAGAAAGCUUCUUCGACAGAGUGAAGGCAAACAGACAAAAUGGCUUGCACACACUGUGCUUACUGGACCUCCAAAUAAAGGAACUGUCUUUGGAAAAUCUAAUAAAGGGAAGAAAGAUCUAUGAGCCUCCACGAUUCAUGACUGUGAACCAAGCAGCCCAGCAACUUCUGGAGAUUGUUCAAGACCAUAGAGCUCGCGGAGAGGAACCAGCUAUCACCGAGGAGACAAUAUGUGUGGGCCUGGCCAGGGUGGGAUCUGAGGAGCAGAAAAUUGCUGCUGGCACCUUACAGCAGAUGGCGACUGUGGACCUGGGCGGCCCUUUGCAUUCAUUAAUUAUAACAGGAAACUUGCAUCCUCUGGAGGUGGAAAUGUUGAAACUCUUUCCUAUGCCAGAGGACGGCUCAUAAACCCCAAGUGUUAAAAGCUCCUGCCACAGCCUCUGUUUCUACUCUCCUUUAUUCAGUGUCAGAUAUAAAUACAAAGAUAUGCACCUUCAAAAGACAAAAUAAAAUGGACAAACAUUUGGCUUCAUCCCAUGAAC
Gracilinanus agilis (Agile Gracile Mouse Opossum) is the source of this 1031-nucleotide messenger RNA. RefSeq names its product diphthine methyl ester synthase-like. Gene Ontology annotation, molecular function: diphthine synthase activity. NCBI's taxonomy places the organism in Eukaryota, Metazoa, Chordata, Mammalia, Didelphimorphia, Didelphidae. The coding region runs from base 67 to 897 and encodes 276 amino acids. Gene Ontology annotation, biological process: protein histidyl modification to diphthamide. The record is from RefSeq and is a predicted model, not a curated record. The transcript has a single exon.